Molecule: messenger RNA, 1794 nt
Organism: Penicillium cosmopolitanum
Lineage: Eukaryota; Fungi; Ascomycota; Eurotiomycetes; Eurotiales; Aspergillaceae
Product: putative mRNA splicing protein (Prp39)
Exons: 4
Coding region: 1-1794 (597 amino acids)
Biological process (GO): mRNA 5'-splice site recognition; RNA processing
Cellular component (GO): U2-type prespliceosome; U1 snRNP; commitment complex
Molecular function (GO): protein binding
Source: RefSeq, a predicted model, not a curated record
AUGGCGGACUACAACUACGGUGGUUCGGAGGAGGAGAAUGCGGAACUGAGGAAGCUAGAGGCUGAGUUGCUGGAUGAUCCCGACAACUUUGAGACUUGGGAGAAGGUUGUCCGCGGCGCCGAGGCCCUUGAGGGUGGCAUCAACCGCAAUUCAAACCCCCAAGCCAUCACCACUGUUCGCACCAACUACGACCGCUUUCUCGCGAAGUUUCCCCUCCUCUUUGGCUACUGGAAGAAGUAUGCCGAUCUGGAGUUCUCCAUCACCGGCACUGAAGCCGCAGAGAUGGUCUACGAACGCGGAAUCGCCAGCAUCUCCCCCUCUGUAGAUCUCUGGACCAACUACUGCGGUUUCAAGGCCGAAACCUCCCAUGACGCCGACAUUAUCCGAGACCUAUUUGAGCGUGGUGCCAACUGUGUUGGUCUUGAUUUCCUUGCCCAUCCGUUCUGGGAUAAGUACAUUGAAUACGAAGAACGCGUUGAGGCACAAGACAAGAUCUUCGCCAUUUUGGGUCGUAUCAUUCAUGUCCCCAUGCAUCAGUAUGCGCGAUACUUUGAGCGGUAUCGCCAGCUAGCACAAACCCGUCCCUUGGCGGAGCUUGCCCCUGCAGACAUCAUGUCUCAGUUCCGAACAGAAAUCGAGGCCGCUUCGUCUCAAGUUCCUCCGGGUGCGAAGGCCGAGGCCGAGAUCGAGCGUGAUCUGCGCUUACGAAUUGAUAACUAUCAUCUGGAAGUUUUUGCCAAGACUCAAGCUGAAACAACCAAGCGCUGGACUUACGAGUCGGAAAUCAAGCGCCCUUACUUCCACGUUACUGAACUGGACGAAGGCCAAUUGGCUAAUUGGUCGAAGUAUCUUGACUUUGAAGAGAGCGAAGGCUCUUACUCCCGCAUCCAGUUCUUGUACGAGCGCUGCCUGGUCACUUGUGCUCACUACGAUGAGUUUUGGCUCCGUUACGCCCGCUGGAUGGCUGCUCAGUCUGGCAAGGAAGAGGAGGCGCGCAUUGUGUACCAACGUGCUAGCUGUCUCUAUGUCCCCAUUGCGAAUCCAACCAUCCGACUUCACUAUGCCUACUUCGAGGAGAUGUCUGGUCGCACUGAUGUCGCCAAGGAUAUUCACUAUGCAAUCUUGAUGAACCUGCCUAGUCACGUCGAGACCCUCAUCUCACUCGCAAAUCUCUGCCGUCGCCACGGUGGUCUAGAUUCCGCGAUCGAGGUCUACAAGACCCAACUGGAUUCCCCCGAGGUUGACAUGUCGACCAAGGCCGCUCUUGUCGCGGAAUGGGCUCGGCUCUUGUGGAAGAUCAAGGGUGCUCCCGAUGAGGCCCGGAAGGUCUUCCAAGAGAACCAGCAGUACUACCUCGACAGCCGUCCGUUCUGGACCUCUUACCUCAUGUUCGAGAUUGAGCAGCCGACUAGCGCCGAAGCCGAGUCCGUUCAGUACGACCGUAUCAAGCAAGUCGUUUCCGACUCUCGAUCCAAGAGUACACUACCUGCCGAAAUCGUCAAGCAACUCGUGCAAAUUUACAUGGCUUACCUGCUUGAGCGUGGUAUCAAGGACUCCGUCAAGGAGUACAUGACUCUUGACCGUGAGAUCAAUGGCCCACCUUCCAUCGCUUCGGUCAGGACCGGCGGAACUGCCAUUGCUGUGCUACCAACUCCCGCAGAAGUACUACCGGCAGUGCCUGCUCCCGCUCCCGCACCCGUGAUGCCCGAUACUCAAGACCCUGCAGCCGCGGCGCAGGCAUAUGCCUAUUAUCAGCAACAGGGAAGCCCUGUGAAUGGUGUCCCGGUCGCCUAA